AUGGCAAGGGCUGUCUUGUUCGACCCAAAGAAGGCUCCUGCACCUACUGAGAAAAUCCCCCGUUGGUUUCAGGAAGUCCGUCACUACCAGAUUCAGCCAGGUUUGCUCCUGCCCCGUAUCGUCUUCAUGAGACUCGUCCGCGAGAUCGCCAUGGACAUCAGCAGCGACGUUACUCGAUGGCAAAUCUCCGCCCUCCAGGCUGUCCAGGACGUCGCCGAAGACUACUUAGUCUGCGUAUUGGAAGCUGCCACCCUCUGCACGGUGAAUGCGAAGAGAGACACGCUAUUGCCAUCUGACAUCGAAACAGCGAUGGGAUGUGGAAAAAAGCUGGGUCGAUGGCAGCAAGCUGUUGAGGCGCAUGACUUCAAGGCGAGCCGUGCACAUAUGCUCGAAAGGCAUAAGAAGCGCGCCGCUGACCUCCCAACAACUGAACCUGAGUCGAAGCAGAAGAAGGUGACUCCCGACCCUCAAUAUCACCCUCACACUAUCCUGGAGCACGUUAUUCGCGAGAUCAUCCCGACGAGGUGGAUGGACAGCAGCAGCAAGCGUGGGCUGUACCAGACGGUUACUACUGAUCCUCAGGACGCCAUCACGAAAUGCAAAGAUAUGAUCGCGCCGUGGGUUGUCCAGUACUACGAGGACGGAUUGUUGUACGACCAUGAGCAUCUGCGAGAGAAAGCCGUCUCGCAUCUGCAGUUCGGCCCAGGUCUGUACAUCGGAAUAAUGCGGAUUCCUUCUUCUUCGUGGCGUCGUUAUGUUGGUCAAUCGAUAAAUUGCAACCAUCGCGUACACCACAACCACGAAUCUGCGACAUACCGAAAAUCCCAUCCCUCGCUUCACUACGAGUACCACGAGAUAGCAGAGGAGAUCUUCUGGCUGGACCCUGCUUUCGUGCCUCAUUUCCUCCCAGCAGGACUUUUGAACAUCAUGGAGCUUUGGCAAGCACUAGUCUUCCGGUCACUCCAGGAAUCAGACCUGAAGGACAUGCUUCCUGAAGGAGGUAGGGGCAUAGCAGACUCCGAAUUGGGGCUUGGAGCCAAUGUUCGAAACCCUCUGGCACAAGGUCUUACAUUCCGAGAAUCUCCCGACAUGGGGUACUACCGCUUCAAGAAUUCCCCCGAUCCCAUCAAGCAAGCAUACUUUGAAAAGAUGAGGAACCGUAGCACAGACAUCCGCUGGUGGUCCGACAGAGAUGCUAAACGCCAAAGCUUGCUCCGUGGGGACAUCUACCGAGGAACGUUUGGUCCCAGCUUUGGCACUCUGAAGGGAGCAGGAGAAGAUCGCAUGUUCACUAUUCACUAUGCAUACAUUCUCUUUGGAACAACUUUCUGGCGACGAUGGGACGAGUCGACCAUUCGUGUGAAGUGUGAACUCGCACCAGAAGGAGAGAUGCAUUCCCAUUGUGUCGUUCGGGGCUGCUAUUUCCUCGUCAACGACCCUGCGCGGCGACUGGGAAUUCGGAUAUCGGGCAUCAUGAAGUGCAAUGGUGAGGAAUCCUUCUGCUGGGUCAACAUGUGGGGCGAUCAAACGACUAUGCGUAUUAACAGUCUGGUCGAUUUCCUUCUCGAUCGGCCAACCGAUAUUGGUGAGCCCCGCCGUUUUCUACCUCGCAACAUCUGGGUUGGUCGUCCUAAGGGAAUCUACACCAGCAAGGACUUGCGCGAUGGCUACGACUACGUUAGUGUGCUGAGAAAGUAUGACGAAUCAUUCGAGGAGUGA
This is a messenger RNA of Alternaria postmessia, 1719 nucleotides long. RefSeq lists its product as uncharacterized. The coding region runs from base 1 to 1719 and encodes 572 amino acids. The record is from RefSeq and is a predicted model, not a curated record. The transcript is spliced from 5 exons. Lineage: Eukaryota; Fungi; Ascomycota; Dothideomycetes; Pleosporales; Pleosporaceae. Gene Ontology annotation, molecular function: structural constituent of chromatin; DNA binding; protein heterodimerization activity. Gene Ontology annotation, cellular component: nucleosome.